Messenger RNA from Miscanthus lutarioriparius, 1143 nucleotides. The record is from the annotation of a GenBank genome assembly. Lineage: Eukaryota; Viridiplantae; Streptophyta; Magnoliopsida; Poales; Poaceae.
AUGCUCCUCUCCGGGCCGCCGGCGGCGCCCACCCCACCGCUGCUCCUCCCGGAGAGCAGCGGCGAGGACGGCGGCCACGAUUCCUCCUCCCGCGCGGCGGCAGCGGCGGGAUCGGCGCCGAAGAGGCGCGCGGAGACCUGGGUCCGUGAGGAGACCCUCUGCCUCAUCGCGCUGCGCCGGGAAAUGGACGCCCACUUCAACACCUCCAAGUCCAACAAGCACCUUUGGGAGGCCAUCUCCGCCCGGAUGCGGGACCAAGGGUUCGACCGCUCCCCGACCAUGUGCACCGACAAGUGGCGCAACCUUCUCAAGGAGUUCAAGAAGGCGCGCAGCCACUCUCGGAGCAGCGGUGGCGGCUCCGGCGCUGGAGGGAACGGCAACGCCAAGAUGGCGUACUACAAGGAGAUCGACGACCUGCUCAAGCGCCGCGGGAAGGCGACGGGAAGCGGCAGUGGCGGCUGCGUUGGCAGUGGUGCUGCCGGGAAGAGCCCCACAUCCAAUUCCAAGAUCGAGUCCUACCUGCAGUUCACCACAGAUAACGGCUUUGAGGAUGCUAACAUUCCCUUUGGUCCUGUGGAAGCAAAUGGUAGACCAAUACUGAGUAUCGAUGAUCGUUUGGAGGAUGACAGGCAUCCGCUUACCUUGACAGCUGCUGAUGCAGUUGCAACCAAUGGUGUGAACCCGUGGAAUUGGAGAGACACCUCUACUAAUGGUGGAGAUAAUCAUGGCAGUUUUGGUGGGAGAGUCAUUUUAGUGAAGUGGGGUGAUUACACUAAAAGGAUUGGAAUUGAUGGUACUCCUGAAGCAAUUAAGGAAGCCAUCAAAUCAGCAUUUGGAUUAAGAACAAGGCGUGCUUUCUGGCUUGAAGAUGAAGAUGAGGUUGUUCGAGCCUUGGACAGGGACAUGCCAGUUGGAACAUACACACUUAAUCUUGAUGAUGGGAUGACAAUCAAACUCUGUGAUGGAAACCGCAUGCAGACGCCAGAAGACAAGACAUUUUACACUGAAGAGGACUUUCGAGAUUUCCUCUCACGGCGUGGUUGGACAUUUCUCCGGGAGUAUGGAGGCUAUAGAAACGUCGAUAGCCUUGAUGAUCUCCGACCUGGUGUGAUGUAUCAGGGGCUGCGGUCGCCUGGUGAUUGA